AUGCAAGCCCAUUUUUAAGAGAAGGAAGCUCUAGCUGACAUCUUUGGUCAUAUAAAAGAUGUAGAUGAACAAAAGUUUGGUGUCAUAUUAGAAAAAUUAAGAAAGGAAAAAGUUUAAGACAUCAUUGGAUAUCUUUCAGAAAACGUGAAUCAAAGGCAAUUAGAAUCAUGUAUCUUACAAAAAGGAGUUGAUAUAACCCAGGCUGAUAAAGAAUAGAAAUUGACUGUUGUAAGAAAUGAAAUCAAAUAAAUCACAGAAGUCGUAAAAAAAUUAAAAGAUCAUGACUUUAAUAACAUAGACUUUUCCUCUGAAGAAAAUGAAGAAUCAACACAAAGACUAAUUCAAAGCAUCAAGGAUAAUAUAAUGAUCAUUAAAUUUUUGUAAUUUUUAGUUCAACUCACAUCCAUAGAUGAAGCUUUUAUGCAAUGUGGGUCUAAUUCAUUACAUACCUUAGUUAAGAUGAAGGUGGACCUUAGAAACAAAAUUUUUGAAAACAUAAAAAUCUAAAAUACUUCUUUGGUGGGAGCUAAUUUUGUAAGAUGUAAUUUUAGUGGAUCCUUAUUUGACAAUGUAGAUAUCAGCGGAUUGAACUUAAAUGGAGCUGUAUUAUUGAAUUGUAAAUGGAAAAACUUAAGAAUCUUGGAAUUAAAUAAAUUAGAUGGUCAUAGAGAUUUAAUAGGCUCAAUUUGUUUCUCUCCUGAUGGAAAAACUUUAGCUUUUGGUAGUUUUGAUUGUUCUAUUCGUCUAUGGGAUGUCAAAACAGGAUAAUAAAAAGCCAAAUUUGAUGGUCAUAGUGCUUGUGUUAGCUCAGUCUGUUUCUCUCCUGAUGGAAAUACACUAGCUUCUGGAUAUAAAAAUGGCUCUGUUUUAUUUUGGGAUACUAAAACAAGAAAAAAAUAAGCCAAAUUAGAUGGUCAUAGUGGUUGUAUUAACUCAGUCUGUUUCUCUCCUGAUGGAAAUACAUUAGCUUCUGGUAGUGUUGAUAAGUCUAUCCGUCUAUGGGAUGUCAAAACAGGAUUAUAAAAAGCCAAAUUAGAUGGUCAUA
Messenger RNA from Paramecium pentaurelia, 1045 nucleotides. The record is from the annotation of a GenBank genome assembly. NCBI's taxonomy places the organism in Eukaryota, Ciliophora, Oligohymenophorea, Peniculida, Parameciidae.